AUGAAGACCAAGAUCCUCAAGAUAAAAUCCACAAGCAAGGAUCCAGUCAUACUGAAUGGAAGUCCCCUGGAAGAAGUCCAAUCCUUCAUCUACCUGGGCAGCAUCUUUGACCAACAGGGCGGUACAGAGACAGAUGUCAAGGCAAGAAUUGGCAAAACAAGAGCAGCCUUCAUACAGCUCAAGAAUAUCUGGAACUCCAGAGACCUGUCCUUGGCAACAAAGAUCCACGAAAUUCAAAUCCAACAUAAACCGCUGAAGAUGCACUGCAGCAGCUGCGCGCUGGUCACCAGCUCGGGUCAUCUAACUGGUGGGGGUCGCGGAAAAGAGAUCGAUCAGGCAGAGUGCGUCAUCCGAAUGAAUGACGCACCCACGGCCCGUGGCUACGGGCUGGACGUGGGUCACCGCACAAGCCUGAGGGUCAUCGCUCAUUCCAGCAUGCAGAGAGUGCUGCGCAGCCGCCAUGAACUCCUCAACUCCAGUCAGGACACGGUCUUCAUCUUCUGGGGACCCAGCAGUUAUAUGCGACGUGAUGGGAAAGGGCUGGUUUAUAACAACCUGCGGCUUAUGAACCAAGUGCUGCCCAAACUCAAGGUCUAUAUCAUCUCCUGGCAGAAAAUGCUCCAGUUUGAUGAACUAUUCAAGAGAGAGACUGGCAAAGACAGGAGAAUCUCUAACUCGUGGUUAAGCACAGGCUGGUUCACAAUGACUAUUGCCUUAGAGCUCUGUGACAGAAUCAAUGUGUAUGGCAUGGUGCCUCCAGAUUUCUGUAGGGAGUCUCAGCACCCCUCUGUCCCAUAUCACUACUACGAACCGACGGGUCCGGACGAAUGUGCCAUGUACAUCUCCCACGAGCGAGGCCGACGAGGCAGCCACCAUCGCUUCAUCACAGAGAAGCGAGUCUUUGCCAGCUGGGCUCGGACGUUCAACAUCCAUUUCUACCAGCCGGACUGGAGUCCUCCACCAUUAUCGAGAAAUAGCACGGCAACCACAGCCUUCACCCGAUCGCAGAAGAUGUGACUCUUACUAGAACCUUCAAAAGAUCUCAAACUGCCUCAAACGGAUCACUGGAUAAUUCCUGUUGCCACGUGGAUGGAUUGACUGAGAGAGACUCUGAUUCAUGGAGAAGUGAUGCUUAAACCUUUUCUUUUGCACAUUCAUUGUUUCUUUAGGUACAAAAGUCAUUCUAAUAAUUUGUACGCAUCCAUAUUUCAGAAGAUUUUUCUUAGUUUUAUGCGGUGUAUAAAAAAAACUAGAAAGGGUGGCGGAGUGUAGAAGAUCCGCCUGCAACAAAAUUUGAGCUAAAGAUAAUGUAAAACAGCAUUCACAAGUCAUUUUACUUUCAUAAUAUCACAUAUUUCUGAGUGAAACAGGAUAGUCAAUGAGAGAACAGAAGGAUGGCACUUGAUUUUGUCCAACUGGAAUUGAUUUGAUUGUGAAAAGUGGUCUCUAAAUACUCUGUGUCAGGUGGUUGACAUCUGCAGAACGGGGAAUGCAAGGACAUGUCUUUUUUUGGAUUCAUUUUGAUGAAAGAUUAUGAAGACAGCUUUUAAAAGAACAUAAAGAGAUAAACUGUUUGAAAUGAGACCUGAAAUGAAAUGCUAUAAGAAAGUAAACAAUGCCAGUUUUGAUUAAUGUUGACCUUAAAUAAUCAACGGACCCAAAAAUGUCCAGUUUUAAUGUCCCGCACACUCUUAAAAA
This is a messenger RNA of Sinocyclocheilus anshuiensis, 1698 nucleotides long. Its product is annotated as alpha-N-acetylgalactosaminide alpha-2,6-sialyltransferase 5-like. The transcript has 5 exons. The record is from RefSeq and is a predicted model, not a curated record. Gene Ontology annotation, biological process: oligosaccharide metabolic process; ganglioside biosynthetic process. The coding region runs from base 1 to 1017 and encodes 338 amino acids. NCBI's taxonomy places the organism in Eukaryota, Metazoa, Chordata, Actinopteri, Cypriniformes, Cyprinidae. Gene Ontology annotation, molecular function: alpha-N-acetylgalactosaminide alpha-2,6-sialyltransferase activity.